Penicillium argentinense is the source of this 1542-nucleotide messenger RNA. Its product is annotated as sugar porter family MFS transporter. Gene Ontology annotation, biological process: carbohydrate transport; transmembrane transport. The record is from RefSeq and is a predicted model, not a curated record. Lineage: Eukaryota; Fungi; Ascomycota; Eurotiomycetes; Eurotiales; Aspergillaceae. Gene Ontology annotation, cellular component: membrane. Gene Ontology annotation, molecular function: carbohydrate:proton symporter activity. The coding region runs from base 1 to 1542 and encodes 513 amino acids. The transcript has 6 exons.
AUGUAUCGGAUCUCGAAUAUCUACGUCCUCGCCGCAUUCGGCACCAUCGGCGGAGCGCUCUUCGGCUUCGAUGUCAGCUCCAUGAGCGCAUGGAUUGGCGUGGACACCUAUACCGAUUACUUUGGGAACCCCGAUUCCAACCUGCAAGGCGGAAUCACAGCAUCCAUGUCCGCCGGCUCCUUCGCCGGAUCGAUUGCUGCCGGGUGGCUCUCCGAUUACCUCGGCCGUCGCGGCUCACUCAUGGUCGCAUCACUCGUCUGGAUCGUCGGAGCGAUGGUCCAAUGCAGCGCACAAAACGUCACCCACCUCGUCGCUGGUCGCGUGGUCAGCGGCCUCGCUGUUGGUGUGACCUCCUCACAAACCUGCGUCUACUUGUCCGAGCUGGCACCUGCACGAAUUCGUGGUCGUGUCGUGGGUAUUCAACAAUGGGCUAUUGAAUGGGGCAUCCUGAUUAUGUAUCUGAUUGCAUAUGGCUGCGCGGUGGGCGUGUCUGGUCCGGCUGCUUUCCGGAUCUGCUGGGGCAUUCAGGCUGUUCCAGGUCUGAUCUUGUUCAUUGCGCUUUUCUUCUUCCCCGAGUCGCCGCGAUGGUUGGCCGGAAAGGAGCGCUGGGAGGAAGCGCUGGAUACCCUGGCUUUGAUCCAUGGCAAGGGUAACCGCAAUGACCCUGUUGUGCAGGUUGAGUUUGAUGAGGUUCAGGAAGCUGCACGAUUGGCUCACCAAUCGAAGGAUGUUUCUUUCCUUGCUCUGUUCGGACCGAGAAUCUGGAAGCGCACUGUCUGUGGUAUGAGUGUGCAGAUGUGGCAGCAGCUCCUGGGAGGCAAUGUUGCGAUGUACUACGUUGUGUACAUCUUUGAGAUGGCCGGAAUGACUGGAAACACCACUCUUUGGUCAUCGGCUAUUCAAUACGUCAUCUUCCUGGUCACGACCGGUGUCAUGCUACCCUAUAUUGACCGGAUCGGUCGUCGCGUCUUGCUCCUGACGGGUGCCGUUGCCUGCAUGGUCGUCCACUUUAUCAUCGCCGGUGUCAUGGCCAGCCGGGGCAACCCAGUAACCAACAUUGAUGGAAACUACAACCUGACCUGGGAAAUCAAGGGCAGCUCCGGCAUGGCAGUCAUUGCCUUUUCCUACAUAUUCACCGGAAUCUACGGUUUCACAUGGGCUCCAGCCGCCUGGGUCUACGCAUCCGAAGUCUUCCCCCUGAAAUACCGAGCCAAGGGUGUUGGACUCUCCGCCUCCGCCAACUGGAUCUUCAACUUCGCCCUAGCAUACUUUGUCGCUCCGGCCUUCCACAACAUCCAAUGGAAGACAUACAUAAUCUUCGGUGUCUUCUGUUGCGUCAUGACCUUUCACGUCUUCUUCAUGUACCCCGAGACCGCCGGUCGGACUCUCGAGGAGAUCGACAUGGUUUUCGACUCGGACUUCAAGGCGUGGCAAAGCAACAAGGUCCAUGACAAGUUCGGCGAACAAGUCGAGAAGCAGAAAGAGGUAAAUGCUAUGGCUGGAAAGGAUGCUGAGGGCGCUACCCAUGAGGAAGUGGUUUGA